AUGACACCAACCAUACUCUUGUUGAUCCUGGUUAUCGUGAGAGGUUCUCCUGUAGGAAGCGCACCAUCGAAAUCAUACUCAGAGAAAAUCACUCCCAAAGUCGACUUCGGAAGCGGAACAACUUGGGCUGUGCGAUUUCAACUCACAAACAAGCAGUUCAAGAACAUGUGCAACGCCCGUCUCACUGUCCCGACCGACCUUAUCAAACUUUAUACUGAACGCCUCGAGCUAGACAUCGAAAUCCAGUUUCUUUUGGACGACAAGCCUCUCAGUCAGCUUGGCUCGAUGAGAGUUUCAAACUUCAAGCAAUACACAAACAACCCUAAAAGAGCUUACGCAGAAGUACAUACAAGAAAGCUCGAGCGCGCAAAGAGUCAGCUGCUGCGCUCGAUGCCCGAGUAUCACGACGCUGUUGCCGAAUACAAGCCUGUGGAUGAUUUGUAUUUCGAAUUCGAUUCAAAAAGCUCAUGUGCGCGAAAAAUCCGCAGCAGACGAUCCACUAGAGCUAUUCAGCACGCACGCGCCAGACGAGAUACUUCGAGGAGUUGGUCCGCUCCCAGCUGUCGCCGGUACGAGCUCGUCGUCGACAUUUCCGAAAUGUACCAGAGCGUCACCGUCGAGCCGAGCAUCAUCAACGUUGGUACGUGCAUCAACCCCCAGCACAAAAUGCACCCGAAGCAGCAGAAGAACAGCAGGCAGCCGUACGAUGAGCGCGUGCUCCACUUGCGCUCCAUCUCACAGCAACAGUGCACGGAGGACUACGACAACCAGUCGAAAAGCAGCGCGCGGGAUCAUAUCUUCAGCUACAGAAACAUCAAGGAGCACUUCGCCCACGCCAACGAAAAGGCCAGCACCGACUUCAGCCGAUCCAUCAUCCCCGCGCAGUGCUUCCCCAAGAGCUACGAGAAUGCAUCUAUAGGAAUAGCCUACCACAACAACCCCAAAGAGCCGAUGAAGCAUCACACGAUGAUGGACGCGAUCAUUGUCGACUGUGGCUGCCACUAA
This is a messenger RNA of Oikopleura dioica, 1005 nucleotides long. The record is from the annotation of a GenBank genome assembly. Lineage: Eukaryota; Metazoa; Chordata; Appendicularia; Copelata; Oikopleuridae.